Messenger RNA from Lucilia sericata (common green bottle fly), 5479 nucleotides. RefSeq names its product 3-hydroxy-3-methylglutaryl-coenzyme A reductase (gene Hmgcr). Gene Ontology annotation, molecular function: hydroxymethylglutaryl-CoA reductase (NADPH) activity; protein binding; NADP binding. Gene Ontology annotation, cellular component: endoplasmic reticulum membrane; peroxisomal membrane. The transcript is spliced from 8 exons. Bases 1665 to 4508 code for a protein of 947 amino acids. Lineage: Eukaryota; Metazoa; Arthropoda; Insecta; Diptera; Calliphoridae. The record is from RefSeq and is a predicted model, not a curated record. Gene Ontology annotation, biological process: coenzyme A metabolic process; isoprenoid biosynthetic process; sterol biosynthetic process.
GUUCGAACGGAACAGCUGUGAAAGUUGGAUGUGAUAUUCGGAGAAAAACCAAUCAAAAAGUUAAGAAAAAUAAGAAAUUUGUAGAAAAAAUUAAAUCUACCAGUGAAAAAAGGAUAAAUUUUAUAUUUAAAUAUAGAUCUUUAUUAAAAUAAAGCUAUAGUAAAACAACUGCAAUAAAUUAACUCAAACAAAGUGCAUAAAAAUAUAAAAGAAACACCUUAAAUUGGCAAAUGAAUAAUAUUGGAAAAAAGCCUGCUGCACAAACACCAAACAAAAAAGUUAAAAGAAAAUUAAAUGAAAAUGAUAUAAAAAGCUUUUCUUUAAACUACAUCCUUUGAAUAAAGUUUAGUGCAAAAUAAAUCAAUUAAUGCUAAAAACAUAUUAUAAACUAAAACAACAAUUAAAAAUUAUAUAAUAAUUCAAUUGGCAACCAAACUGACUUCACGCUAACAAAAAAAAAUUUCAUUAGUUUUCGAUGAUGAUGGUUGUUUAGCUAUUUUUGGUGAAAUUGUUGUUUAUAGAAAAAAAAAUAGUAAAAAAAAUUCGAAAGUGUGUAAGAGAAUUGUGCACAACACAAAUGUUUUAUAUGAAAAUCAACUAUUAGUAACAAAUUGUUACGUGAAUUUAAUAAAUAAAGAGAAAAAAUUGUAUAUAUAUUGUACCUAUAUCGUGUGUAAAUUUGACAAACGAGUGUUAAUUACAAAAAGAAACUUUUAUUAUACGCGUUCAAUAAAUAAGAAGAAAUCAAAAGUGCUUAAUGGAAUCGAAUCUUAUGGAAUUGCUGCUGCUUCCUUAAAUAUAAGAUCUUAAGAUCAAUAUCUUAAACAAACGGUAUGUGAAUUUAUGAAUAAAACCCGAUACAGAGAUUUUUGUUUUUUACCAUCCACAUAUAAGAUGAUAAUAAUAUGAUGCUAUUGAAAGUUAACGGUUGUUAAAUCAUUAAAAGAAAAUUACUUCCAAUCAAUAGAAGAAAAUUGGCAAAACAAUAAAAUAAACUAUAAAAAUACCAACGAAAAAAACACAACAGAAAAGUUUUUUUUUUUUGUUAAUAAACGACACCUGUAAUUGAAAGGAAUCAAAAAAAUAAAAACAAAACAAACUAACUGUUAUAAAGAGACCAUAACAAUAUAAAAAUAAAACAAAUCUCAACUGAGACGUCAAAAACACUUGAUGCAAAUUAAAACAAUUCUAUACUGAAAACAGCAACAACAACAACAACAAAAUACUCUACAACAACAAUUACUCAACUAGAAAAAGAUAAAUGUUAAUGUCAGCGCCAUCUAUAAAAUCAACAAAUAAUUACAAACAGAAUAUAACGUGUAGAGGAAAAACGGAUGUAAUUGAUUGACAAUUGAUUGAUUUCCUACUGUUUCCGUUAUUAUACAAUUUAUAAAAAAAAGAAACGCUAAAUAAAACGAGUAUAACUCCACAAUAAAACAGAAUUAUUGGCCAAAGAGAAACAUUUUGUCACAUCAUCCAACAAAAUAGUUUACUUAAAAGUCGUGUGUGCUUUCUUUUAACAAAAUCAACGUCAACAUCACCACCAACUAUAAAAACAGUAACAAUAUUUUACAUUUAAACUAUAGGCAAACGCUUUUAGCAAAAUUCAACAAAAUUUUCAUUUUUGCACAAAUUUCAUUUGGAAUCAAAAAUUUCUCAACAUCAUGAUUGGUCGUUUAUUUCGGGCACAUGGCGAAUUUUGUGCAUCACAUCCAUGGGAGGUUAUUGUAGCAUUGCUUACGGUGACAGCAUGUAUGCUGACAGUUGAUAAGCAACAAUAUAUUACCACCACUACUACAUCUGAUGCUGGUGGAGGUGGUGGUGGUGGCAGCAGUACUACAUCUAGUCGACACCGUCCCUGUCAUGGCUGGACACAAUCGUGUGAAGGUCUAGAGGCUGAAUAUAAUGCAGCCGAUGUUAUUGUCAUGACAAUUGUCCGGUGUGCUGCUGUACUCUACUGUUAUUAUCAAUUUUGUAGUCUACACAAAUUGGGCUCCAAAUAUAUACUGGGUAUUGCCGGACUAUUUACUGUCUUCUCUAGUUUUAUAUUCACAACGACCAUAAUCAAGUUCCUAGGAAGUGAUAUAUCAGACUUAAAAGAUGCUUUAUUUUUCCUAUUACUACUCAUAGAUCUAUCGAAUUCGGGAACAUUGGCUCAAUUAGCUUUAGCCGGUACCAAUCAAGCGGAAGUCACAAAUAAUAUUGCACGUGGUUUGGAACUUUUAGGUCCAGCCAUUUCACUAGAUACAAUUGUGGAAACUUUAGUCAUUGGUGUGGGUACACUGUCGGGUGUUCAGCGUUUGGAGGUUCUUUGCACCUUUGCCGUUAUGUCGGUCAUUGUGAAUUAUGUUGUAUUUAUGACAUUCUAUCCGGCAUGUUUAUCGUUAAUUUUGGAUUUGUCUCGCAAUGGUAUGGAUAUGUCAUUGGUUAGAGCUAAAGCCAAGGAAUCAAUAAUAUUGAAGGCAUUAAGCGAAGAGGAACAAAAGACUAAUCCUGUAGUACAACGUGUUAAGAUUAUUAUGACCACCGGUCUAAUGAUUGUUCACAUUUAUAGUCGUAUGGUAUUUUCGAAUAGUGAAUACGAAAGUGUUGACAAGACAUUGACACCGAAAUUGAAUAUGAAUGUAAAUAAUAAUCGUACAGAAUCGGGAGAAUUGAGCGAUUUAAUAAUCAAAUGGCUGACAAUGAGUGCCGAUCAAAUUGUAAUACUUAUUCUACUCAUAGCAUUGGUAAUUAAAUUCAUAUUUUUCGAAAAUAAUUUACAUGAUCAACUACGACAAUCGACUGUUGUUACAAUUGCGGCCAAAUCAUCUCAGACACAACCACUUGAAGUGCUAAAUUCCAAUAUGGAAACAACACUUGAAACUAAAAACAUGGAAUUAAUGCAGCAGCCCAAUAAUACUGCCAAUCCCACAUCAUUGUCGAUUAAAUCUGUUAAAUCAAUGCAGGUUAUAUCACCACCAUCACGUAUACCAUUGUUUACCAUAGAGGAGUCAAACACUGCUAAUGCAGCUACACAAACAGACUACGAUUUAAUGGAUGGCAAUCGACGAGGUAGUGACUGCGCUGAACUGAUACCUUUGAGUGAAUGUAAUCAAUUGUCAAAAUCACGCCCACCACGCCCCUUGGAAGAAUGUCUGGAAAUUUUAAAUUCCACAGAAGAAGGCGGUGGUCCUGCUAAUCUAACCGAUGAAGAGAUUAUAAAUAUUGUUAGUGCUGGUGGCCAAUAUUGUCCUUUGCAUAAAAUCGAAUCAGUUAUUGAUGAUCCGGUGAGAGGUGUUAAGCUAAGACGCCGCAUUAUUAGUGAACGUGCCAAAUUGGCGGAAGGUCUUUUAGACUGUCUUCCAUACAAACAUUUUGACUAUAAGCGUGUUAUGAAUGCUUGUUGUGAAAAUGUCUUGGGCUAUGUGCCCAUACCAGUCGGUUAUGCUGGUCCUUUGCUGUUGGAUGGUGCGAAAUAUUUCGUACCCAUGGCCACUACCGAGGGUGCCUUAGUGGCAUCCACCAAUCGUGGUUGCAAAGCUUUAUCAAUUCGCGGUGUCACAUCGUACGUUGAAGAUGUGGGUAUGACUCGUGCUCCCUGUGUACGCUUUUCCAGUGUUAGUCGUGCAGCUGAAGCGAAAAUUUGGAUUAACGAUGAACAAAAUUAUAAACGUAUUAAAGCGGAAUUCGAUUCCACUUCACGUUUUGGUCGUCUCAAGGAGUGUCACAUUGCCAUGGAUGGUCCUCAGCUGUAUAUACGUUUUGUUGCUUUGACGGGUGAUGCCAUGGGCAUGAAUAUGGUUUCAAAGGGUGCCGAGAUGGCAUUGAAGUGUAUUAAACGUGAAUUCCCCGAUAUGCAAAUUAUCUCAUUGAGUGGCAAUUUCUGUUGUGACAAAAAACCAGCGGCUAUUAAUUGGAUUAAGGGUCGUGGAAAACGUGUGGUCACCGAAUGUAUAAUACCAGCAGCUACUUUACGUAGUGUAUUGAAGACAGAUGCUAAAACAUUGGUAGAGUGCAAUAAACUGAAGAAUAUGGGUGGCAGUGCUAUGGCAGGCAGUAUAGGAGGCAAUAACGCUCAUGCCGCCAACAUGGUUACAGCCGUUUUCCUAGCCACCGGCCAAGAUCCAGCACAAAAUGUUACAUCCAGUAACUGUUCUACCGGUAUGGAAUGUUGGGGUGAAAAUAAUGAAGAUUUAUAUAUGACCUGCACAAUGCCUUCCCUGGAGGUGGGUACAGUUGGUGGCGGUACUGGUUUACCCGGACAAAGUGCUUGUCUAGAUAUGUUGGGUGUUAAGGGAGCCAAUGUUGCCCAACCCGGUGAGAAUGCCAAAAAAUUGGCACAGAUUGUAUGUGCCACCGUAAUGGCAGGUGAAUUAAGUCUUAUGGCCGCUUUGGUCAAUAGUGAUCUAGUCAAGAGUCACAUGAGGCACAAUAGAUCCUCAAUAGCUGUAAGCACAAAAAUUAAUACAAAUAAUGCAAAUAAUCCAUUAAAUGUGACAGUAUCCAGUUGCAGUAAAAUAAGCUAAAAUUUAAACGAUUCUCUUGCAAAUAAUUGCUAUUAUAAUGAUAAAUAUAAUUUCAAAAUGCUAUUUACUACCUCUUGAUUUUUUAUUUUAUUUCAUUUUUUUAUAAAUUAAACAAAUCACAAGAAUAAAAAAAGUUAAUAUAAAAACAAUAAUAAAACCUAAAGAAAAUCUCGUAAUUUUUAUGAAAAAUAUAAAAAAAGAACUUGUACAUAGCGCCAAAUUUAAUUGAACAAUUCUAUUUUUAAACUUUAUUUUAAUGCAUUCAAACAAAAAGUAAAAAUUGCAUUCACUUGCCAAUUGAUACUAUAAACUAUUGACAUCUUAUGAAAAAUGUGUUACAACAAAUAAAUUGCGAAAAGAAAUCAAUUAGUUAAAACCAACAACAACAACAAUUACAUUUAAAACUAACAAAAGAAUCUGUUCAAAUGAAAGUUAUCAUAUGGCGUUAUUAUAAAACAAUUAACACUUCUUUUUAAAUAUAUAAGAAAAAAAAAUAUAUACUUAAACAAAAUACUAUAAAUUAGAAAUUUAAAUUUAAAUAAAAUGAAAAACAGUUUUAAAAACAACAAACCGUGUGUGCACGCACAAUCUUAUGAAUUAAUUAAAUAUAUAAAUAUCUUAAUGGUAGACCAAAAUGUGUAUAUUUGCUAAUUGUUAAUAACGUAUAAGAAAGAAAGAAAAAAUAAUAAUAAUAAACUAUUUAACUAAAAUAAAUUGUAUUUUUUAUAUAAAAGUAAAAGUGCUAAAGCAAUGUUGCAAAUACCAAAGUUUUAUAUUAAAAAUAAAAAUAACAAUAAAUACUUAUUUUUGAUUUUUAAUUUUAGAACUUUUUGUUAGCAUAUCCUUGGUUUUAUACUAAAGGAGCAAACAAACGAAACAUUUGUAAACUAUGUAGUAACAAAUUAUAUACUAUAUUUAAAUAUUAUUCUUUAGUUUACCUUUUCUUUGGCAAAUAAAUUAUUGUUUAACAU